AUGCCAAGCAUGCAAAAAGAGAAUUGGUAUCAAAACGAGGCAAUCAAGAAUCACCACUCACAAUCUAUGACAUCUAUGGAGUCCCUUUUCUCUGGAUUUCUGCAGCCCAAAGGCAUGCGUGUGCACCAACAGUCAGAGAUAUUCUCUGAUCUCUAUUAUGAUGAAAGGAUAAUGCCUGCUGUUCAGGCCAAGGUUGACAGUCUCGGAAAGCAGCUCACCUGA
Postia placenta MAD-698-R-SB12 is the source of this 222-nucleotide messenger RNA. RefSeq lists its product as hypothetical. Bases 1 to 222 code for a protein of 73 amino acids. The record is from RefSeq and is a predicted model, not a curated record. NCBI's taxonomy places the organism in Eukaryota, Fungi, Basidiomycota, Agaricomycetes, Polyporales, Adustoporiaceae. The transcript is spliced from 2 exons.